GAAGUUGAUUAAGGAAGGAAACAGAGAAAUACAGGGACAGAAAUGGGGAAGCACGGAGUGCACAAAUCUCAGAAUCGUACUCAUGCUGAACACAUCAACACAUAGAUUCAAAGAUGAUGUUUUUGCUGCUGUCGCUGAUGUUGGCAUCAUGUGCUGCAAGUCCUCAAGAUCUUUCAGGUAAAAUGUUUAACUUCCCACAACAAACCAAGACUGCUCAUGUGAAGCUGACAACAUCACGUGUGACUUUGACCUCUGCAACCCUCUGCCACAGGUCCUUCACAGACCUCAAACGAGACCACGCCCUAUUGUCUAUGUCCACACAGUCUCAAUCCAAUGCCUUUUUGAUCUUCUGGGAUAAUGCACAUAAGGAGAUGGAGCAUCAUGUCAUUGAUCAAAAGAUCGAAUAUGGAUGGUGUGACUACAAGCCAAACACGUGGCACUCUAUUUGCACAACAUGGGACUCUACGUCUGGAAUAGCGCAGCUAUGGUUUGAUGGACAACCUUCCAGCAGGAGAUUUAUCACCACUGGAACAAUCAGUGGAACCACAAUAACUGUGUUAGGACAGGAGCAGGAUGUCCAUGGUGGGGGGUUCGACUUACAGCAGUCUUUUGUUGGCAUGAUGUCUGAUGUCCACAUGUGGGACUACACCCUCUCCGCCUGUGAGAUCCAGAAGUACAUGGAUGAACUAAACUUCACUCCGGGGAAUGUGCUCAACUGGAGCGCUCUGGAGUUCCAGAUCAUCGGAAGAGUGCUGAUAGAAAAUAAACAAAUGACCUGUCACUAAAGAACUGUCACUGUAAAGAUUGAAAAAGUGAAUGCUUUUAUGUAUGAUCAAACGUAAUGAAGUCAACAUGUUAAAGAGUUUUUGAUGGUUCAGAUAAUCUUUUCCUGUGUGCACAAAACAUUACUUCAAGUUUCAGCUCAGUCUACAACCAUGUUUCUGUAGUCUUUUGACACCAUAUUUUUCAAUAAAUGUGUCCUUCAAA
Messenger RNA from Eleginops maclovinus (Patagonian blennie), 987 nucleotides. RefSeq names its product C-reactive protein-like. The transcript is spliced from 5 exons. Bases 114 to 785 code for a protein of 223 amino acids. Lineage: Eukaryota; Metazoa; Chordata; Actinopteri; Perciformes; Eleginopidae. The record is from RefSeq and is a predicted model, not a curated record.